AUGUAAGAUAAUGAUUUAAAAAUUCACAGUUAUUUUAAAUCGAACUUAUCACUAUAAAAAUAAAUAAUGACCUCGAUAAACUGAAGUGUUUUAUAUUUUUUAUACUUAAUUAUUUUAAAAACCUUUUAUGUUUGUUUGCUUUAUCAGCUUAUUCUAAUUUAAUUUAAGGUUAUAUACUACAAUUAUGCUUUGUAAAUAUUGUGAAUUCAAAACGUAAAAAAGUUAUAAUAUUUGUUGUGAUGACGAUUUUCGUCAGUAAUAUUCGCCGAGAAGCAGCGAGAAUUUUAUUUAAUUUGCGGACAUCGACAAAUAAUUCAAUAAAAUUGUCUAUCAUGAGACAUCAGUCGACGAGUUUUUUACCAAAACGUGUUCUUAUUGUCACAAAAGUAUCAAGAUUCAAAUUUGAACGGUUGCGAGAACCAGAUAUUGAUGAAUCGCUAUUUAAAAUUCGUUUAUUAGAACGAGGAUCAAAUUAUGAUUCGAUGUUAGCAAAUCAUGAAAAAAAUAAAAUUGUUGAGAGAAAACUCGUGGAUACUUUAGAAAAAAGAAACAUUGAAUAUAAAAUAACAAAUAGAUUCACUAUUGAACAGGCGCACUUUGAUUGGGCUGAUUUGAUAAUAGCAGUCGGUGGUGAUGGAACAUUUUUACUUGGCGCUAAUCUUAUUAUUGACAAUAAAAAACCGAUUCUCGGAAUAAAUUCCGAUCCAGAUUCAUCAGAAGGGUAUUUGAUGCUGGAUCGACGAUACACUGAUGAUAUUCCGAAGAUUUUUGAACUAAUGAACGCGGGUGAUUAUGAAGUUGUCAUGAGGACUAGGAUUAGAGUGACGAUUCAAGGAGAAAAAAAUCAAAUUUGGCAACCAACGUUUCAUAUGCAUGAAAAAAAUCAUAUUGUUGGUCAGAGUAACUAUCAAGUUAAUAGCAAUAAAGUUUCAGAUUCGGACAGUCAAGUAUCUGACCAACGAAAAUUACCUUGGCUGGCAUUAAAUGAAGUAUUUAUAGGUGAAGCAUUGUCAGCUAAAACAAGUUUGCUGGAAAUCCGUAUAGAUGAUGAAGAAAAUUAUCACAAAUUCAAGAGUUCUGGACUUUGCGUAAGUACCGGAACAGGUUCGAGUGCGUGGUAUAAAGCAAUAAAUAGUUUGACACCACAAACUGUUAAAGAAAUUUUAAAUGUUGCUUCGCCAACUAGUAAAUAUACUGACAAAGAAAUUGACAAAAUUUCUAACGAUUACAACAAUAGUCUUCAAUUUUUAUCAGAUGACGUGCGAAUGAGUUAUGCUAUUAGAGAUAUUAUUUUAAAUGAUAUAUGGCCAUUACCGAAAACAAUGAAACCCCGUGCAUUCUGUAAUCGUUUAACAAUAAGAUCACAUUGUUAUGAUGCAGGGUUGGUGUUGGACGGUGGUAUAGGUGUACCAUUCAAUAUUGGCUCGAUUGCCAUUCUCGAGACACAUCCAGAUGAUGCGCUUAGAACGAUUAAAUUACCAAAUUAAAUAAUUUAUUCAUAAUUUUAUCGACGUAAAUUUUAGGAAACUUGAUUCUUAUAAAACUCAAGAAUUAUUAUUGAUAAAAUCAUACCUUUAUUGUGAUUUUAUUAGAAAGCGUAAGAUAGAAAAAAAAAUUAUAUAUAUAUUAGGGUGCGUCAAAAAAAAGAACAAAUUUUUUUUUCUUUAGUUACCGUGAAAAUAUGGUUAAAGAAGAUGAAAAAAAAAUUCUGGUAAAGUUUGAGCUCGUAAUAUUAAUAAUAAGAGAUGGCGCUUCGUGAUUUUUGAUUUCCCAUUUUAAUAACAUGGAAAAAAAAAUUUUUCUAGUUUGGAAUUUUUUACCUUAGCAAUGGCUCAUUGUAUGAAUAAGUCCAGUACAUAUUUUGUAGGAAAUUUAAAGCUGUACAAAAAAAGUCUCUUAUCAUUUUUCGAUAAAUCCCACUGUUCAAAAUUUAUUGGAGCUCGGAUCAAGUUAGAAUAAAUUUCGAGAUCUUUUUACUUUUCCAGCGAAACUAUCAGACUUAUGAAAAAAUGUCAUGAAAUCUUUUUUGUAGAGAAUUUUAUUUCCUACAAAUUAUCAUUGAUAAAUUUUUUUCAAAUUCUACAUUGUUUUCUGGUUAUUUCCAUUUUAAUGCCAUGCCCUUAAAAUCGAUCAGAACACUAUUUUUUUAGGAGCUUGGCAUUAAAAUGGAAAUAACUAAAAAACAAAACGGUAUUUCAAAAAAAUUUAUCAGACAUAAUUUGUAGGAAAUAAAAUUGUGUAUAAAAAAGAUUCUGAGACAUUUUUUCAGAAGUCUGAUAGUUUCGCCGGAAAAGUAAAAAGAUCUUGAAAUUUACUCUAACUUGACUUCGAGCUCCAAUAACUUUUGAACAGAUGAAUUUAUCAAAAAAUGAUAAGAGACUUUUUUUGUAGAGCAUUAAAUUUUCUACAAAAAUGUAUGCUGGGCUUAUUCGUACAAUGAGCCAUUGCCGAGGUGAAAAUUCCAAACUAAAAAAUUAUUCUUCUUCCAUGAUAUUUAAAUGGUAAAUCAAAAAUCUCGAAGCAUCACAUCUUAAUAUUAAUAUUAAGAGCUCAAACUUUACCGGAAUUAUUUUUUCAUCAUCUUUAACCAUAUUUUCACGGUAACUAAAGAAAAAAAAAUUAGUUAUGUUUUUUGGCCCUUCCUAAUAUAUAUAAAACGAUUAACGAUAAUAGUAAAUAACUUUUUAAUAAUAAAAGGUCGCGAUGUUGAAAAAUUAUGAUAUCAUGGUCCGAUAAUUCUGUUGCUGACAAAGUAAUUUACAAUCAUAUACGAAAAAUAAUGAUUUAUUUUAUUAUCAUAUGUAUCUUAACUUUCGAUCAAAUCACAAUAAAUUGACGAAAUUUUAAUUCUUGAAUUUUAUUUAAAUCAAAAUUAUUUACGAUUUUUUUUAUAAUUAAAAAACAUUAAUAUUAUUACAUCACGAACAAAAUUUAUUUUAUCUAAUAUAUAGAUAUUUCAUAAUUAUGUUAAUAUAUUUUUUCAUAAAUAAAAAAAUUUUUCGAAUA
This is a messenger RNA of Microplitis demolitor, 3006 nucleotides long. It is a transcript of the gene Nadk2, whose product is annotated as NAD kinase 2, mitochondrial. Gene Ontology annotation, cellular component: mitochondrion. The record is from RefSeq and is a predicted model, not a curated record. The transcript is spliced from 5 exons. Lineage: Eukaryota; Metazoa; Arthropoda; Insecta; Hymenoptera; Braconidae. Gene Ontology annotation, biological process: NAD+ metabolic process; NADP+ biosynthetic process. Bases 240 to 1487 code for a protein of 415 amino acids. Gene Ontology annotation, molecular function: NAD+ kinase activity.